Molecule: messenger RNA, 4003 nt
Organism: Owenia fusiformis
Lineage: Eukaryota; Metazoa; Annelida; Polychaeta; Sabellida; Oweniidae
Source: the annotation of a GenBank genome assembly
GGAUCAUGCGCAAUGAAGGCCUAGCAAACCAGGAUAAAUUGAACGAAUAUGCUUCUAAAUCCUGUCGAAAUACACCAUAUUUUAUCAGUUUAAAUGCAGUCAUAUAAUGGGAGAUGGUUUACCAACAUAUGCACUGCAUUUUGAUCCAACAAAAUACGAGAUACUUGUAGAUCAAAUCGAAAAUAUCGAAAGGGUGUUCAAAGUUCGUAUUGAAUUAUGCAAACAGUUUUCAGAGGAUCAAAGAUGGAUUUCAUUUUCGCUAAAAAUCACAGACACUGUGCGCUAUGGUCUAAUAGACAAGGCGAAAAUAUAUAUUUCAUCUUUGACGGGGGAGGAAGAAGACGAAGACACGAAAACAACAACGCGCAUGCCUAGGAAUUAUAAUACAUUUGAAAUAAAAACCAUAAAAGAAAAUUUAGAUGAAAUUAUAAGAGAAUCACAAGCCUCAAUUGAAUUUCUUGGUGCUCGUGUAUUAAUAAACGGCUCCCCUGAUUGCUGUAAUCGAGCCGUGAAAAAAAUUGAGGAAAUAUUAGCUCCAAUCAGUCCUGAAAAGACACAAGUUGGUAUGGCGAUACAAGAACACCAACAUAGGGGAGUUGACGAGGGAAAAGAUGACUCAAGUUAUGAGUCUGAAAAUUCUAGAACUUCAAGUCGGAAUAAUAGUGAUUCUGUACAUGAUGAUGUCAUAAGGACUUCUUCCGAUACUCUUCGAGCUGAAUACUCAGAUCCUGACAUUGACCCUUUGAGUAAGUCGGAUCAAGGUCAAGGUCAUACCAGGAGUUUACCGGAAGGAACUUAUAGAACGAGUAUACCACUAGGGUCACAUAAUCCUACUAGACUUUUAACCUCAACUUCAAGUUACGAUCAGCUAUUAGAAAAGUCAAUUAAGAUGGGAUACUCACAUCACUUAUUCAAUCAAGUGUGGCAGAAACUUGGCCCAAAUAGUCACUUUAAUGAUGUUUUAAAAGAGCUUAUAAAAACUGGACCAAUCGGUGCUGUACAAAGUGAACAGGAAGAAUCUACUAGUGUGUUACUUAGUGACACAGAAUACCCUACAUUAAAGGAAUCAAUGAACAUGCAGCCUUCUAAGGAGUUUGAUCACGGAUUGUUUUCUCGCGGAAUGUCUGUUUCAGUGCCGGGAGAGUUUGAAACAGUCUAUGAAAGCAUCUCACCGAAAGCAAGUUUAGAAGAUGUUUCCCAACUAAGACAUAUUGUAAUAGAUGGCAGCAAUGUAGCAAUGAGUCAUGGCAACAAGGAGAAGUUCUCCUGUAAGGGUAUUGAGAUUGCUGUGAACUGGUUCAAGGCAAGGGGUCACAGGGAUAUCACAGUGUUUGUUCCAAAGUGGCGUAAAGAAGUUGCCCGAACUGACAAUCCUAUUAUAAAUCAGGAAAUUCUGCAUAAACUAGAUCAGGAAAACAUCCUUGUUUACACACCAUCACGACGAAUUGGUGGCAAACGUGUUGUGUGUUAUGAUGAUCGAUAUAUCAUUAAACUGGCAUCAGAAUGUGAUGGCAUUGUUGUGUCAAAUGACAACUAUAGAGAUCUCCAAAACGAAGCCCCAGAAUACCGCAAAGUGAUUGAGGAGAGACUUUUGAUGUAUUCAUUUGUCAAUGUCAACGGAGAAUCUAGAUUUAUGCCACCUGAUGACCCAUUGGGUCGACAUGGCCCAUGUCUAGAUAACUUUCUCCGCAAGACCCCAACUAUACCAGAGCAAAGACCACCUAACUGUCCAUAUGGGAAGAAAUGUACGUAUGGGAACAAGUGCAAAUACUACCACCCUGAACGUGGGAACCAGCCACAUAGGUCAGUCACAGAGCGAAUUGCGUCAGAAGCAGCUACGAACAUUAAGUUGGCAAAGGAACAGAAAUCAAGACAAGCAGGUGAUGUGCCUGAGAUCCAGCUACCAGACUCGGAAAGUCCGUCCCUGAAGCAAACAAGCAGGUUCAAUAGACUUCAACCAGCUAAGAAAACUGCACUGAUGCGAACGACAUCUGUCAUAGAACAGCCAGUGACAUCAAAUCGCGACCUCGCAGACUCCAUGAAAACCAUGAGUUUGACUGAUUCAGAUAGGGAAAGGAUUAUUAAAGAGAAGGCAUACAAUGAAAAAUUGAAAAAUAUUUCAAAGCAAAUUGAUGAACAGGACAAAUUACCAGAUCAUUGGAGUAAAGUGUCUGAAAAUGCACCUGUCCCCAAGAAACCAUUGGCAUUAACUAGCGGACAUUUGACAUUAGCGAAAAAGUUAUCAGAUGAAGGUCAAAGCAAUGAAUCAUCGGGUAAGCAGUCGCCUUUGGGAUCUGGCCUGACCCCCAGGUCUUCAGGCUCACCCCAAGGUAAGCCCCAGGAUGGGCACGCUAAACUUGGACGUCAGUUGUCACUAACUGGAUCAGAGGACCCAAGACUGAAGAAACGACAACAUCACCCACAGUCCAGACCAAUGGCCCCUUCACCUGUGUAUGACGAGGAGCGCCAUCAUUCAUACCCCUUAGAUAUACACCAGGUUCGCCCCCCUACACAAGUGGUACGUCCAAUUGGGAGACAGCUUAGCACAGGGACUAGACCACCGGUAUUAGGACAUCAUUUGGGACCCUUUGUCACAAGAGAGAUGCUGCCAGAACAUGCUCAAUUGACACAAAUGUCAAGUGAUCCGCAUGCCUAUGGUAAAGCACAACCUCAUGCAAAACAAAUAAACCCCCGUAUGCUGAGACAGAAUAGCACGUCAGACCCACAGAUAGCUCAAAUGGAUGAUACUAAAGGCAUGAUCCCUCACUCCUCUUAUGGUCUACAUCAGGGAGUACAUUCACAGGCUAGAUCAUCUUGGCCUUACGCCAUGGACAAUAAGAACAUAUACAACCCUCAACCACCCUACACCCAAGGACAGGGAAAUAUUGUAUAUGGAGCAGGGGGGUACAACCAAUAUACAGGAGACUACCAACAGGCACAGAGCUAUAUGUCCCACCCAGGGAAUCAACCACAAGUUCAUCAGUUGACCCCUCAACCCCAGUAUGGGGGUGUGCACUAUCCAGGGGGAUUACUACCACAGGAGGGUCAUUACUCCCAUGUCCACAAUAUACCGUCUACCCAGCAGUCUCAUAUGUUCCAACACCAACAACAACAGGAACCACAUAUUUUGAUACAGAGUUCAGCCAAAGGACCUAUAGGUAUAGGUGGAGCUACCAGUUCAGGUAGUCAAAUGACCCAGAGUCAGAUGCCAACACUUUCGUAUGAUGAAUCUGAUGACAUCAAACCAACAGAUACUCGCUAUAACACUUACUUGCAUCUGUGUGGCAUUUUCCAAGAAAAGGAUGUUCGUAAGGUUAUGAACAAGUAUCCACACGAAUUAGACGCAAAAAAGAUAUGUUCGUAUCUAAUAAGUAUGAAUCCAUGAUUCUAUCCGUAGGCUAGACACCUAAAAUUAGUGUUUUGCACAUAAGUGAAGAAUUAAGUCAAAAUAUAAUAAUCAUUAUGGUGGGAGUAAAGAUUCUGGAGUCGAAAUCUUGAAAACUCAAUCAUCUAGAAAUGUUGAAUGCUUAUAUACAGGUAGUAUGUCAUUUUUUCAUGUUUGAUUUUUUUUAAGAUACAAGACCACUGACCCUCCUGAUGUUUUGACUUGAUCCAAAAGCACAGUUUUUGUCUAAUGGUGUUGUAACAUACACAAUUUGUAAAUUUCACACCUUUAUGUGUAUACUCUUUAUUGUAACUCUGUAAUUAAACUCUGUUUGAGCUUUUUGAGCCCUCUCUCAUGACCAGGCUAUUAUAUGAUAUAUAACUGAACUGAAGAGCCUACUCCAAUAUAACUUCACCUCAUUAGACUGUCAUUGUGUUAACAGAACUCCAAAUCAGUUGAAAUGAACAGCCCUAGUAAAAGCCAAUGCCUCAGUAAGUCAGUCACAUUUGAUCUAACGCAACUUUCCUGCAGCCGUAGCUUCCCAAAAUCUAGAGAAAUAAUGCAGCAUAGAAUAAAGGGAGAAGCAGUACGAUUUAGAUUUUCUAUAUCAAUUUUGUG